Molecule: messenger RNA, 1542 nt
Organism: Arthroderma uncinatum
Lineage: Eukaryota; Fungi; Ascomycota; Eurotiomycetes; Onygenales; Arthrodermataceae
Product: MFS transporter
Exons: 3
Coding region: 1-1542 (513 amino acids)
Biological process (GO): transmembrane transport
Cellular component (GO): membrane
Molecular function (GO): transmembrane transporter activity
Source: RefSeq, a predicted model, not a curated record
AUGGAUGAUUGCAAGGCUAUCCUGCCGGACGGGGUCCUCAGAGAGAACGGUAUCGAGUCAGCCAGCCACAACAGUCAUGGGAAUAACUGUGAAACCACGCUUGAAGAUGGUGAAGGACAGGUUGCCGAUAAUGCUGUGGUUCAAGUCGUCGACCAUAAGGCAGAGCGCGCACUCUGUUCCAAGCUUGAUAUUCAACUCCUCCCUGUCCUCGCAGUGAUGUAUCUUUUCAAUGCUCUCGAUAAAGGAAACAUUGGAAAUGCCCAGACCAACGGCCUCAGCAAGGAUCUCAAUCUUGCAAGCGGAGAAUACAACCUUCUGCUGUCGAUAUUCUUCAUUCCUUAUGUUCUUUUUGCACCUCCAAUCGCUAUGCUCGGCAAGAAAUAUAGUCCAGCCCGUGUCCUGCCGAUAUGCAUGUUCAGCUUCGGUUCCCUGACUCUCCUCUCCGCCACCACUUAUAAUUUCAGUGGCCUGUUUGCCCUUCGUUGGCUACUGGGGAUGUCUGAAUCGGCCUUUUUACCGUUGGUCAUCUACUACCUAACCACCUUCUAUCGGCGAGGGGAGCUGGCCCGACGCCUCGCUAUAUUCUACGCUGCGUCGAAUAUCGCAAACGCCUUCUCUGGUCUACUUGCGUUCGGGGUAUUCCAAAUCCCCAACUCAAAACUGCAAGGUUGGCGCUACCUUUUUCUCAUCGAGGGAGCAUGCACCGUAUGCUUUUCCGCUUUUGCGUUUUGGUAUCUCCCUCGCACAUCAGCUGAGGCAAGGUUCUUGAACGCGCAGGAGAAGGCCCUCGCCUUCCACCGUAUACAAGUGGAUUCAUCGUCCGUCGUCAACGAGAAAUUCUCAUUCCGUGAAGCCGUUGAAAUAUUCAGACAACCCACAUCAUACUGUUUCAUUUCAAUCGAGAUCUGCCUCGGCGUCCCACUGCAGUCUGUUGCCCUCUUCUUGCCCCAGAUCAUACAGCGAUUAGGCUAUGAAACAGUGAAGACGAAUCUAUACACUGUCGCACCCAACUGCACCGGUGCAGCAAUGCUGCUGAUUCUAGCAUUCAUUUCUGACGCCACCCGUCUACGCUCCCCAUUCAUCGUCCUCGGCUUCCUCCUUACCUUCAGUGGAUUCAUGAUCUAUGCCUCCAUCGACAAUGUCGAGCAACACAUAAGACUUGCCUACUUUGGCGCCUUCAUGAUGACAUGGGGUACAUCUGCUCCAUCCGUGUUGCUGAGUACUUGGUACAACAACAAUGUCGCCCAUGAAGGACGGCGUGUCUUGCUCACUUCUGUCGGCGUGCCGCUGGCCAACCUCAUGGGACUAGUCAGUAGUAAUAUCUUUCGUGAGAAGGAUAAACCAAAAUAUCAGCCUGCAUUGAUCACCACUGGUAUUUUUGGAGGCGUAGGCGCUUGCAUCGCAGCUGGACUUGGUUUGUAUAUGGCUUGGGAUAAUCGGCGACGCAAUCGCCGGGCAGGCGUUAAAACAUCGGCGAGUGAUGUGCCAACGAAAAGACUUCGAGAUGGUCCGGAAGUGGAAGAGUUUCGGUGGUUCAUAUAA